Halichondria panicea is the source of this 1202-nucleotide messenger RNA. RefSeq names its product TNF receptor-associated factor 4-like. The record is from RefSeq and is a predicted model, not a curated record. Lineage: Eukaryota; Metazoa; Porifera; Demospongiae; Suberitida; Halichondriidae. Bases 85 to 900 code for a protein of 271 amino acids. The transcript has 2 exons.
AUUAUUAUAACAAUGGGAUUGUUGAGGUUGAUACCAAAUAAGGAGAUAUGUCAUGAAUGUAGUUAAGCCUAAGGACACACAUAGAUGUGGUUUGAGAAAAAUUUAAGGGCUGUUGUCAUUAUUAUAAAGACAAACAAAAUCCUGUGUCAGCUGGCUGGAGAAAUGGCUAAAUUCAGUGGAGGUUACGACUAUGAGUUUGUAGAUCAGCCCCCCAAAUCUUUGGAGUGUUCGAUAUGCCUUUUGACGCUACGAAACCCCAUGGUCAUCAGUUGCUGUGGUAACCACUUUUGUGACCCUUGCAUUGGUCGAGUCAAGAGUAACAGAAAUCCUUGUCCUCUCUGCAAUUCUCCAGACUUCACAACGUUUCUCCACAAGGGUGUGGCCCGAGAGGUGAAUGCCCUGAGGGUGUAUUGUCCCAAGAAGGUCCAGGACUGUGACUGGCAAGGGGAGCUAGGACAAGUGGACCACCACCUCAACCCCACGGCUAACUCAAGGGGGUGUGGCUUUGUCAUGGUUGAGUGCAAGUACAAGUGCGGGGGAAAGUUUGAGCGACGAAUCAUUGAUUAUCAUGAGGCUGACGAUUGUGCUAAGCGACCAAUCGAAAUGCAGAUGGCUUUUUUUGCUAGAAAAUUAGAGAUGCUAGCUACCGAGAACAGGGCUGAAGUAUCAGCACUUAAAGCUGAGAAUGCGUCACUGAAACAGCAAAUAGAAGCUCGACCACUACCACCAGUACCGCCUUUUUACUUUACCCUGUAUAACUAUCAGCGGUGCAAGGAGGAAAACAGAGCAAUAAUGAGCCCACCCUUCUAUUCUCAUGCUAAAGGUACAAAAUGUGCUUACAAAUAUUCCCAAAUGGAUCCAAAACUGGAGCGAAUACACACUUGUCAUUGUUUGCUGUAAUAAUGAGAGGCGAGUUCGAUGACACGCUUCAGUGGCCGUUCACAGGAAGAGUCACCAUAGAUAUGUACAGAUUUAAGUUAGAGCAAUGGACUCAAAUACAAGUACUCGAUUUCAAGGAAAGUCCAGUUAAUUAUACGAAGGACAGUUCUUCAAACGGUGGUUACGGGUAUUCUACUUUUUUUCCACAAGACCAAGUUGCAGCAGAGUACAUAUUCAAGGAAGAAAGUUAUACAUUUGUUCGCUUUCGAGUAAAUCGUGUGGAACUAGUUUGAAUGUGUGUAUUUUAUUAUAGAUCUAAUACG